This is a messenger RNA of Heteronotia binoei (common prickly gecko), 827 nucleotides long. RefSeq names its product NADH:ubiquinone oxidoreductase subunit B10 (gene NDUFB10). Lineage: Eukaryota; Metazoa; Chordata; Lepidosauria; Squamata; Gekkonidae. The record is from RefSeq and is a predicted model, not a curated record. The transcript has 4 exons. Bases 126 to 662 code for a protein of 178 amino acids.
AGCGCGACAGCCCAUCUGCUCUUCCGCCGCCGGGAGCUGCGCAUGCGCACUUGCAUUGUGCAUCCUCUCGUUGAGGGCGGAGGCCGCCAUUUUGUUCACCUGGCCGAGCAGGACGUGCCGCCGAGAUGCCGCCGGAGCCGCCGGACCGGGACGUGUACCGAGAGCCGCCGCGCCGCACGCCGGCCGCCAACCCUCAGUCGGCCAUCCCCAACCCCAUCGACCUGAUCGAGAAGAUAUUCACCUACACGGUUGACGCGCCCGUCACGGCAUGGAGGAAUUUUAUGGAGCGCCAGCAUGCAAAACGCAAGUUCUACUAUUACCACCGGGAGUUCCGCCGUGUCCCGGACCUUACGGAGUGCCUGGAGGACGACUACGUGUGCUUCUUUGAAGCGGAAAUGCAGUGGGACAGAGACAAGAAAGUUGAUGAAGAAAUUGUGAAAAUUGUUCAGGAAAGAUUAGGAGCUUGUACGAUGCAGGAAGGAUCAAGCCACAUCCAGAAAUGUGCACGGGAGAUGCAGCAACUCAAAGAUGUAACCAAGGCCUACCAGACUAAAUAUGGAGAUAUAGGUUACCAUGGAAAUGCUCGGACAUGCUUAAUGAAGCAAAAGCAUCGCAUGAUCGCAGAAAGGAAAGUUCAGGCAGCUGCCCAGGCGGACCACUAAAAGACCCUCACGUGUGGGGGGGCAAGAUCGAUACUCAGCGUGCACGCUCAGUAUAACCACAGUACCAUACUGAGCUCUUGAACACGUUUUCAAACUUACUGAAGAAUCUGCAAAGCAGACUGAAGUGUGACAGUUGCUGGAAAGGAAAUAAAUUAUGUAACAAGA